Molecule: messenger RNA, 1118 nt
Organism: Halichondria panicea
Lineage: Eukaryota; Metazoa; Porifera; Demospongiae; Suberitida; Halichondriidae
Exons: 2
Coding region: 45-710 (221 amino acids)
Source: RefSeq, a predicted model, not a curated record
AACCUGUACAAGCCAUUCGGUACUCACAAUUUUUAAUACACAGUAUGUACAAGCUUGCUCUCUUGAUGCUCCUAUAUAACCUAGGUGGAAAAGCUCAGCAAUGUCUUCGUGCAACUAAUGGUGACAGGGAUCUACCAAAUUUUGUCAGACCAGGAGCUGGGGCAAACCCACGGUUUGAGGUCAACCCAAUCCAAGCCAUCAUUACUAGCUACAGGUUCAACUGCUGUGGAGUGGUCACCGAGUGGAGAGCUAUUGUGCACAAUAGCAAUUUCAAUGCUCAGCAAUCUUACACCAUCUCCUUCCAAGUGUGGAGACCCAACUCCCCCUCACCCGUGGACACUGAUGGCUGCUACACUAUGCAAGGCACUAACCAUUUCUCACCCAUUCCACUGGCUGAUCCUGACACAGCUGACAGAGGAAUAGUGACUGGUGUACCACUAGAGAGUGAGAGGAUUGAGGUCCAACCAGGAGAUUUGGUCGGGUUCUAUCUGGAGAGUAGUAGAAACGAUGAUGAUGGUAUCCAGUUUCCGGAAGAUAGAGGCAACCCAAGUCCGUACACUGAUGAGACAGUUUGGUUUGCUACUGGUUCACUGACUCCUCGUCCUGAGGCAACUUGCAUGUAUCCUGUCGGCUCAUCUGGUCUACUCAGUUUCUCCACUAAUCUAGCUCCACUCGUCACAGUAACAGUUUGUGAGUUUAUUAGAACAUAAUAUUAUUUAUGAUUAUACCCCUUUAGUAAACACGGGCUGCCCUAUAACAACUGGAAGGACAACUGAAGCCACUGUAACUCCUACAACCACAGUUAUAGCACUCCCAACCCUACACACCUCACCCACACCCUCACAAGCCCCUGACACGACACAAGACGGGAACUCAGGUCCUACUGAAGCCACUGUAACCUCUACAACCACAACUAUAGCACCCUCAACCCUACAUACCUCACCCACACCCUCACAAGCCCCUGACAUGACAACAGACGGUAACUCAGGUUCUACUACAGCAGCUGACAAUGUUAGACUCUAUGUGGGAAUAGCAGUAGCAGUUGGUUUAGUAAUGAUUGCUGAUAUUGUUGUUCGUUAUUCACAAGAGAAGAGCUAAAAAACACAAGCAAUCAGGUA